CACCAGGGCUUUCCAGAAGCUCCCCGCAGCAUCCAGGUUGCUCCUGGCAGGGGCCCCACGGCCUCCCAGAAGAUGUCCGUGGGGCCAGGUGCCCGCUCCGUCUUUGCACCUUGCCCGCUGUUCCAUUCUCUUCCUCGUUGUCUCAAUGCAUCUUCCCAAAGCCCAGUGCGUUCGCCCCCACAGCACACCUACCUGUAAGGGACGAUCCUGGGAGCGAUGCGGUGCCAGAGGGAGCAGUGCCCGGAGCCGGUCCGCCCGAAGAUCGAGACGACCCUCCUCGGAUGUCUGGCAGGCCGCCCCCAUCCGAGCAGCCAGCCCGGGGAUUCACAGCCGCCUGCUUCGCCAGCCAGCCACGCCGAAGCCCGCCCGAGCGGGCCAGGAGUGUCGCAGGCGGCCCGGACGACGCCGCCCAGUACACCGCGUGCUCGCCCCAGGGUGCCGUCCUCGCCGCCGCCGCUGAGGCGCGAGGACGAGGAGCCCCCGUUGCUGCUGGGCCUGAAGCAGAACUGCUCGAAGCAAGUGCGCCUCGUUCUCGAGGCAGACCCAGAGGCGGCCCAGCUGCCGUUCUUGCAGCCUCGCUUCGAGUGGCCGCUCUGCGCCGCCAUCCGGCUGGGCUGCAGCAAGGACAUCGUCAGGCUGCUGACCGAGAACGGCGCGAAGGUCGACGUGGAGAACGUUGAUGGGCAGUCCCCGCUUCAGCUUCUCAGCUCAAGGGCUGGGACCGAUGUCAUCAGCGCUCCUCUCGUCGACUUGCUGGAAAUGCCUGGCUUCACGGAGUGGGCAGAGUGGAUGCUCGAGUCCACCGCGCAGUACGAGCUGGACGUGGCCACGGCGCUGCUGAUCGCGGGCGCGGAUCCGGGGGCGUGCCACGGAGCCCCCCCUGGAGGACAUUGCUCCAGCCUGGAGCUGGCCCAGCGCGCUGGGAAAGGUCAUCUGGUCGGCCUGUACGGAGCCAGGGGCCACGUGCUAACGGUCUGACGCGAUUCUAGAUGUGAGCAUGGGUUCAGCAUGCAUGUAUCUCCGCUCUCCGCCCAUGCAGAGUUUUUGCAGGAGUGGGCGCCGUCUGACCGUACCACUACACGUACCUGGAUCGUGCAGGUGCCGCUCGUUUGCAAAGGCCUGUGCACAGGGGCAUGGGCCAAAGUUCUUACGUGCAGCCGUAGCCUUUUGUGGAGCCACAUCCUCUCGCGCUGGUUUUUCAUGUUCGCGGGCCGAUGGCCGCGCGGACGCCAGCCAGCACCAUCCUGCUCGCCAUCCGCUCAGUGUUUCAAUCUUCGUUCUGUGUCCACCUCUCUCUAUAAACAAAAAACGCCGCUCAGCUCGCACCCCCUUCUCCUUCCCAGACCCGCUUGCUCUGUCCGCUUUGAGCAAGGAAUGUUCUUUGCAAAGGCACGUGCGCAGUCGCGUGUGCUCCAAAUGUUAGUAUUAUGCAGUUGCAGCAGUUUCAAGAGGCACAUCCUCUCGCGUUCGGCUUUCCUCUCCCUGGCGCGACAGCCAUCUGGAGGCCAUCCGGAGGCCAUCUUGAACCCUACGACCGCAUGCUGUAUUCUUACACUUGGUCGCCGUUCCAUCGUUCCAUUUCCGGGGGCCGCUGAAUAAUGGUCAUCGCAGGUAACUCUUUUAGAUUGCCGAGCCCUUUUCGUUUAGAUCCCACCUGAUGCUUGUACUCAGGCACGCUUGCUCAGCUAACUCGGAGCAGUGACCGUGCAGGAGCCCCUCGCUUGGAAAGCACGUGCACAGGGGCAUGGGCCCACGCCUUCUGAUGCAGUCGUUGCAGUUUCGGGGGGCGUAUUCCCUCUGGCUGCGCUUUCUGUGAUCGCCAAAAUCUGUGUCCUCGGGCGUUUCCGCAACUCAUCGCCGCCCGCUCGCCUUGCAUCGUAUAGUCCAGCCACCUUCCUUCACCUGCUGUUCUGGACUGCCGCAGUGUGUGCCGGAUCGGCAUCUCGAGCGCACGUAGGUCAGCCAAUUAAGUAUAUGUUCUAGCGCUUGGGCUGGAUGUAUGGGUGUUGCCACGCGCAGUGCUGGUUUCCGAUAUUCAUAAGUGUGCGUCCCUACAGGCUCUUGGCGAUUAGCGAUUCUGCCCGAAUCCGAGUCUUGAGCACCAAGGGUGGUACGCUUUCCCAAGGACUUCAGCUCAGGCCACUCGCAGUGGAGCCGAAUGGCAUGGGACCCCUCUCAAA
Prorocentrum cordatum is the source of this 2180-nucleotide messenger RNA. The record is from the annotation of a GenBank genome assembly. Lineage: Eukaryota; Dinophyceae; Prorocentrales; Prorocentraceae.